AUGCAGUGUCUUGUCGCAUUAGCAACAGGAAUUGUGUCAAAACUUGGAGAAUCAUUGGUUACACCAAUUGCAAAUCAAAUUGGAUAUCUAGUUUACUACAACAAAAAUAUAAAAAUCCUUAAAAAUGAACUCAAAACGUUGGAAGGUAGGAAACAAGGAGUUGAAGGGGUGGUUGAUGAAGGUAAAAGAAAUGGACGUCAAAUUGUAUCUGAUGUAGAAGAUUGA
This is a messenger RNA of Sphenostylis stenocarpa, 225 nucleotides long. NCBI's taxonomy places the organism in Eukaryota, Viridiplantae, Streptophyta, Magnoliopsida, Fabales, Fabaceae. The record is from the annotation of a GenBank genome assembly.